Molecule: messenger RNA, 1725 nt
Organism: Aspergillus caelatus
Lineage: Eukaryota; Fungi; Ascomycota; Eurotiomycetes; Eurotiales; Aspergillaceae
Product: major facilitator superfamily domain-containing protein
Exons: 6
Coding region: 1-1725 (574 amino acids)
Biological process (GO): transmembrane transport
Molecular function (GO): transmembrane transporter activity
Source: RefSeq, a predicted model, not a curated record
AUGUCUAAACAAGAGCUUGUAGAGAUGGAGAGCCAAGAGAAUAUCACUGUGGUGGCUGACAAGCCUACCGGGCAUCAAAUUCUGUUUCCACAUGGAUGGAGACUGUGCUUGAUUAUACUUGGGCUCAUGAUCAGCCUUUACUUGGUCAAUCUGGAAGUGACUAUCGUCAGCACCUCACUCAUCGCUAUCACAAGUGACCUAAAUGGUUUCAACAAAACAAGCUGGAUCAUUACUGGGUUCCUCAUUACAUUCACUGGUCUGAAAUCCCUUUUCCUUUCUCUGUCUGGUUCUGCUAACUCCGAUGCAGGUUUCAUGUCCAUCUGGACCAGGGUCAGCGAUAUCAUUGGCAGAAAGAAAACCUUGCUGGCUGCUGAGGUGAUCUUCUUGGCAUUUUCGCUCGGAUGCGGGCUAUCCCCGUCAGUCAACACACUCAUUAUAUGUCGAUCAUUCCAAGGAAUUGGCGGUGCUGGGAUUUAUCCGCUCACCAUCUUAUGCGCCUAUGAGACUGUCCCCAAGUCGAAGGUGCCCUUAUUGGGCGGCCUGUUGUCGAUAGCCAUUGCAUGCGCAUCUUUGACAGGGCCUCUCAUUGGCGGCGUACUGGCGCAGAAUUCGGAGUGGAGAUGGGUUUUCUACGUGAACCUCCCACCUGGAGCAGUAGCCGUGAUAAUGCUAAUUAUCGCCAUGCCCGCGAACCAUGGCUCGGUGCCAUCGAAAUCUAUCGCCCAUUUAAAACCGAGCAUCACACUCUUCCGAGAGCUGGAUCUCGUCGGUGCUAUUCUACUACUCAGUGCCUCUCUACUACCUAUCACUGUUUUGAAUGAAACUAAUUUAUCAUUUGAGUGGGCUUCCGGAACUGCAAUUGGGCUACUCGUUGCGGGAGGUGUAUCAUGGAUGGCUUUCUUUGCCUGGGAAUGGGUGAUCGAUGGACGUCCUAGUUAUCAUCCGAUAUUUCCAAAACGAUUACUAUUCAAUCGAGCUUGGAUGGGGAUGCUCAUAAUUACAUUCGCUAGCGGCUGUCCUUGGAAUGUGAUAAUUGUCUAUUUGGCACAGCGCUUUCAAGUCCUAGAAAAGCUGUCGCCUGUAGAUGCUGGGAUCCGGCUAAUCCCGUACUCGGCCCUUGCAACUGUGGGCACCGCUGUUUCUAAUCUUGCAUGUCUUCGAGGCCGUAUCCCCUUCGUAUACUUCAUCGUCUUCGGCUCCGUGCUACAGACCGUAGGGAUGGCACUCUUCUCCAUCCUUCCUCAAACGGACUCGUUUCCCAGUGCUGGGUAUGGAUAUGAAGUUAUCGCAGGCACCGGCAUUGGAGUCACUAUCGGGAUCUGUGUUCUAGCAGUACCUUACGUUGUCGAGACGCGGGACCUAGCAACAGCUACGGGCGCCCUUAACCAAUGCCGUUUUCUCGGGGGUGCAAUCGGCCUUGCGAUUGCGGCUAACAUCCAGUACGGAAACUUAAAGAGCGAACUAGCAGGUACACUUUCACCGGAGCAGUUGCAGCAACUGCUAGAAAACAGUAGCACGGUCGGGACCCUGCCGGCUCAGCUCCAGGCUGCAAUCGGGCGUGUAUUUGCGAAGAGCUAUACUCAUCAAUAUCAGGCGAUGAUUGCCUUUGCAGCUGUGCAGAUUCCAGCAUCCCUACUAAUGUUGCGACGCGGUGGACAGUACGUGGUGAAGGAGGAUGAAACAACAACUGAAUCGGAUAGUAGCGGAUCAGACACGACUGUUUAA